AUGUCUUUAAUGACAGCUGAUUUAUCAAAUCAAAUUCCAACUGUAUUAAUAAUGUUAGGUAUUAUAUGUUUAAUUGGAAUAUUUGGUAAUACACUUGUAAUUAUUGUAUAUUCAUUAAAACAAGAUCGUUUAACAGCUACAUUAUUUAUACUUAUAUUAGCUAUAUCAGAUUUUUUAGCAUGUAUUACAUUGAUACCUGGUACAAUGAUUAUAGAAUAUGUUGAAUGGAAUAUUGAUUCAACAUUUUUAUGUAAAUUUUAUUAUUUUAUAAAUAAUACUUUUAUACCAUUCAGUAGUUUAUUAAUUAGUUGUAUAGCAUUUGAUAGAUAUUUUUGUUUAUGUCAUCCAUUUAAAAAUAUUUUAACAAGAGAACGAGCUAAACGUGUCAUUUUAAUAUUGAUUUUUAUAUGUAUUAUAUUAGGAUUUAGUUCAACAUUUACUGUUAGAGUUGAACAAGUUCAUUUUGAUACAAAUAUAAUCGAUAAUAAUGAUAAUAAUCGUCAUAGCAACAAAACUAUAGAUUAUAAUUCAACUAUUAAAUUUGAUUAUUCAUUUAAUUCAUAUUAUAAAAGUGAAAAAUUUGAAUGUACAGAAAUAUUAAAAUUAAAUCAUACAAUGAUAGAAACAGUUCUAUAUCAGAUUGUACAAAAAAGUCAAACAUGCAGUUAUAUUUUAUGCAUUCUCUGCGUCGUUACACUUUAUAUAUUGAUUUAUCGUUCAGUAUCAAAAGUAUUUAAAAAACGUUUAGAAUUAAAAGGUGUAAAAAAAGAGAAUAAAAACCAUAAAAAAAUCGAAAAAAAUCAUAAAAAAAAGAAAAACUGUGAAUUUACAUUUAGAAAUUUAUUUAAUUAUCAAUCGAAAAAAGUAAAAAUAUCCCCAAUGAAAUUAACAUUAACAAAUCAAGAUAAUCCAUUCACUCAAUGUGAUGGAUUCAAUCAACAUAUAAAUAAUACUAUAAUAUCUGAAUCAAAUUAUACGGAAACAAUGAAACCAUUAAAUGUUUUAUCAUGUAAUACUAUUGAUAUAAAAAAUAAUGAAGAAAUGAAUGAUCCAUCACAAAAACACGAUCAUCAUCAUCAUCAUCAGCAGCAGCAACAACAACAACAGCACCACCACGAAGAACAACAACAACACCACCACCACCACGAACAACAACAACAACCACAAACAAUGAAAUCAAAUACAUUUGUUCCUAUAAAUUGUUGUCAUAAUACAGAAUCAGUAAUGAUUCAACCAAUUACAUUAAAUUAUGAAACCAAUUUAAUUAUAAAUGAAGAGAAAACACGUCGUUCAAUGAAAACAAUCAAAGAUAAUAUAGCAUUUCAAAAUUUAAAAACAGCAGCAAUGUUAUUUGUUGUAGCCGUUGUUUAUAUUGUGACAUUUAUACCAGCUAUGUUAAUGGCUAUACAAUAUGUACCAUUAUAUUUACCAAUAUUUUAUUUAUAUUAUAUAAAUAAUGCAAUUAAUCCAAUUAUAUAUGGUUUUAUGAAUCCAAAUUUUCGAGCUGAUAUACAUCUACUUAUUUGUCAAAAAUUAAAAUGUAUAUAAAAUGAAUAUGAAUGAUACUUAACAAUGAUGAAUAAAGUGAAUAGAUCAUUUGAUUCAAUUUAUAUAUUGUUGAAUAAAAAGAUCUAAUCUUAUUCUAAAUGUAUGGAUCAAUUCUUCUUCAUUUGUAUUUAUACAUUCC
Messenger RNA from Schistosoma guineensis, 1687 nucleotides. The record is from the annotation of a GenBank genome assembly. NCBI's taxonomy places the organism in Eukaryota, Metazoa, Platyhelminthes, Trematoda, Strigeidida, Schistosomatidae.